Molecule: messenger RNA, 1257 nt
Organism: Eucalyptus grandis
Lineage: Eukaryota; Viridiplantae; Streptophyta; Magnoliopsida; Myrtales; Myrtaceae
Product: SEC12-like protein 1
Biological process (GO): protein secretion
Cellular component (GO): endoplasmic reticulum membrane
Molecular function (GO): GTPase activator activity; protein binding; guanyl-nucleotide exchange factor activity
Source: RefSeq, a predicted model, not a curated record
AUGGAAGAAAUUGAGCAUGCAGAGGACGGGAUAGAAAGAGAAGCAGUUAGGGAGGAUUUUGCGAGGAACAUCGGUGGUUCAAGUGAAAGGCGGAGAUUCGACAAAGAGCUGAGGAAGAUGAAGACAUGUUUUGCUUCCACAGUAAUGAAGGCAGUCAAGUCGGGUCAGGGAAAGGCGACAUGUGGGUCAUGGAUCCAGCGCCGACCCGGGAAAGGAAACUUGGUAGCGCUGGGCAAGCCCGGGAACGACGGCCCUUCUUCGCCAUCUUUGAUCCAGAUUUUUCCUUUUGAUCCCAGGACAACUUCUCUACCCUCUCUCCCUCUGGCUGAUCAUGUGCUUGAUGCAAGCGAAGGCCAUCCCUUGACAAUCGCAGUGCACCCGAGCGGCGAUGAUGUCGUGUUCUCCACGAGUUCUGGCGGAUGCAAAAUCUUGGAGCUGUAUGGUCGAGAAUCGAAUCUCCAGCUGAUAGCCAGGAAGCCACCACUUCUUCAAGACAUUGGUCCUCAGCAGUGUAUUGCCUUCAGUGGCGACGGUUCCAGGCUCACGGCUGGUGGAUUGGAUGGUCGUCUCAGGAUCUUCAAGUGGCCGAGCUUCCAAGUCGUGCUGGAUGAACCGGCUGAGCGCAGCUCCUAUCGGGAUCUCGAUUUCAGCCUAGACUCAGAAUUCCUGGCCUCAACCUCGACUGAUGGUUCGGCUAGAAUAUGGAGGGCCGAAGAUGGCGUUCCCUUGGCUACCUUGGCUCGUGGUCUGGAUGAAAGAAUCGCUUGUCGGUUUUCUAGGGAUGGGGCGAGACCGUUCUUGUUCUGCACGGUUCAGAAAGGCGAUAAGGCCUCGACAGGAGUUUGGAACAUAAGCUCAUGGGACAGAAUCGGCCACAAGAGGUUGCUCGGGAAGCCAGUAUCAGCUAUGUCCGUCAGUCUGGACGGAAGAUAUCUCGCGCUGCAGGAUGGCGAUUUCUGCGUGGCUGAGCUGAAGAAGAUGGAGAUAUGCCAUUGGAGUAAGAGGCUGCACUCGGGCACCAACAUCUCGAUGCUGGAAUUUUGUCCGACUGAGCGGGUCUUGUUGAGUACUUCCAGCGAAUGCGGAGCAUUGGUGACGAAGCUUAACGUACCGGCCGAUUGGAAAGAUUGGCAACUCUAUGGAAUGCUUCUAGGAUUGUUCCUGGCGUCUGCGGCUGCAUGCUACAUAUUCUAUAAGAACUCCGAUUCAUUUUGGACUUACCCUCUCGGGAGUGAUCGACCUGCCGAGCCGGUGUGA